Pseudopodoces humilis (Tibetan ground-tit) is the source of this 695-nucleotide messenger RNA. RefSeq names its product SRA stem-loop interacting RNA binding protein (gene SLIRP). Gene Ontology annotation, biological process: regulation of gene expression. Gene Ontology annotation, cellular component: chromatin; nucleoplasm. The record is from RefSeq and is a predicted model, not a curated record. Gene Ontology annotation, molecular function: RNA binding. NCBI's taxonomy places the organism in Eukaryota, Metazoa, Chordata, Aves, Passeriformes, Paridae.
CAAAAACAGCAGGUGGAGAGAACAGGCUGCAGCGGCACCGCCACACUGAGACACCACGCAGAGGGCGGGAGCCCUCCGAGUCGCUCGCCGCGGGGCACGGGCGGAAGCAGCUCAGCAUUACCUGGUCCCCCGGUGCGGAGAAGUCCACCACGCCCCGCAGGUCGGACGCGUCGCGCUUCCGAUAGAAACGAAAGAGCCGACGGAACGCAUCCUCCCCACCCUCACGGGUCAAGGCCGCCGCCGCCGCCAUUUCGGGCCGGCCAGGGCGGGGCCGCCUCUCUCUCUCUCCGUCCCUCCCUCUCACCGCAGUCCCGACAUGGCGGCGGCCAGUGCAGUGCGGGAGGCCGGGCGCCGCUCCCGGCGGCUCUUCGAUAUCUUCGUGGCUGAGAUUCCCUGGACGGUAUCGAGCAAGGAGCUGAAGGAGUACUUCUCCCAGUUCGGGCCGGUGCAGAGGUGCCAGCUGCCCUUCGACAGAGAUACAGGCUUUCACAGACGUUACUGCUGGAUUAAGUUCUCAGCUCCAGAAGUUGUUGAGAGUGUGUUACAGGAGUCCCACAUUCUUGAAGGUUCCAAGCUUACUCUCAGGCAGCAGAUCCGUAGAAGACGCAGUCAAAGGAAGAGUCAAAGUGAGUGAUGGAAGGAGGCUUUAUUUCACUAAAUUUAAAGAAACUAAAAUAAAGAUUACUGAGAAACUA